AUGAGUUCUUACUACUUAGCGUUUGUGCUGGCUGUCGUCAUCGUGAUCACUUGCUUUGUCCAAGACGCAAUUGCGAUGAACGGCGAGCUACGGAUGUACAAGGAGCCAGAAUUCAAGAGACUCCGUCGGAUCAUUAAGGUGUCAACAGGAAACCUGUGCUACGACAUGCCGUGUGCUGAUCUCAGUAGGACGAUAUCUUCGGCACGAUGGACGGGCCUCCCAGCAACGGGAUCAACCUUUGCCGAGGGUCACGUAAAAAUUGCGUUCUACGCUGGCAGCAACUGUACGGGCAAAUCCAUCGUGCUGAACACGAAUGCAGGAGAAGUUCGCAACUUCGCGAACUUCGGAAUGGACAUUGCUACCACGUCAUUUGCGGUGCUCCAAACCUCGACGGUGAUGCAGCACGCGACGAGUAACAUUUGUGAGUAG
This is a messenger RNA of Peronospora farinosa, 429 nucleotides long. The record is from the annotation of a GenBank genome assembly. Lineage: Eukaryota; Oomycota; Peronosporomycetes; Peronosporales; Peronosporaceae.